Lotus japonicus is the source of this 1072-nucleotide messenger RNA. RefSeq names its product syntaxin-61-like. Gene Ontology annotation, biological process: intracellular protein transport; Golgi vesicle transport; vesicle fusion. The transcript is spliced from 7 exons. The coding region runs from base 97 to 822 and encodes 241 amino acids. Gene Ontology annotation, molecular function: SNARE binding; SNAP receptor activity. The record is from RefSeq and is a predicted model, not a curated record. NCBI's taxonomy places the organism in Eukaryota, Viridiplantae, Streptophyta, Magnoliopsida, Fabales, Fabaceae. Gene Ontology annotation, cellular component: SNARE complex; endomembrane system; membrane.
UGAUCAUUGGCAACAAGAAAUUGAGAAAUGAAAAGGAAGAGAGUGUCUCACUGGUAGACAGGCAUCAUCAGCAAAGCAAAAGAACAAGAUAGGAGGAUGCCCUCUGCUCAAGAUCCUUUCUACGUUGUCAAGGAGGAGGUUCAGGAUUCUAUUGAUAAGUUGCAAACUACUUUUCACCAAUGGGAAAACACUUCUGAUGCUGGUGAGCGAGAGCGUCUUUCAAAGGAAGUUCUCGCUGGUUGUGAAAGUACUGAAUGGCAGGUGGAUGAAUUGGACAAAGCAAUUUCUGUAGCAUCAAGAGAUCCUUCUUGGUAUGGCAUUGAUGAAGUGGAGAUUGAAAAUCGGAGGAGGUGGACCACCAAUGCUCGCACCCAGGUGCGCACAACAAAGAAAGCGGUGGAAGCUGGAAAGGGCUCAAAUACAAGUAUAAAUGGGAUGCGCAAGGAAUUGAUGAGGCUUCCUGAUUCUCAUCAAACUACGUCCAACCAAUAUGCUGCACAAGAUAGUGAUGAUUUCAUAGACUCGGAAUCAGAUAGGCAGAUGCUUCUUAUAAAGAAACAGGAUGAGGAGUUGGAUGAGCUUACGUUAAGUGUACAGAGAAUUGGAGGUGUUGGACUCACGAUACACGAUGAGCUCGUUGCGCAGGAAAGGAUUAUAGAUGAACUGGGUAAUGAGAUGGACAGCACAACUAAUCGUCUAGAUUUUGUCCAAAAAAAAGUGGCAAUGGUCAUGAAGAAGGCUAGUGCAAAGGGUCAGUUCUUGAUGAUAUUGGGUUUGCUGGCUCUGUUCAUUUUCCUCUUCAUCUUGGUAUUUUUCACCUAGUAAUUGAGAUGGGCCCUGUUAUAGCCCUGUUUGUACAUGAAAAGAGAAGAGAUCCAAGAUUUUGAGAAGAUACAAGAUUGAUGGGCAUGUGAUAUGUCUAUUAAUCAAAUGGGUUUUGGUUUCUGAAGGCAGUAGAAAAUUCUGAUUGUGUUGAAAGGGAAGCAAUGUACUCAAAAGAAUCAUGAGAAUUUUGAUUAUGGACAAGUUUGACUACAAAUAUGAUUUGAAUUAGUUAUAUUCAUUUUUUAAA